AGUAAUCCAGAGAUUACUACCUUUGAGGGCUUGUUUUUUAAUCUGCUCCCUAAAUUCUGCUUGCAGGAUCUCUCUUUCUGCCUAGGUCAUUAGUCCCAAUAUGUACCACAAUCUCUGUCUGUUUGCCCUCUCCCUUUUGAAUGCCCUGCAGCCGUUCAGUGACAUCUUUGACCCUGGCACCAAGGAGGCUGCAGAAACGCCUGUCUGUUCCCCUGACUAUUGAGUCUCCUACCACUAUUGCUCUUCAUUUCUUUUUCCUUCCCCUCGUGCAGUUGAGCCACUCAAAUUGCCAUGAGCGUGGCUGCAUUCCCCAGAGGAAUACCCGGGUGAGUGGGUCACAAAUAAGACAACAACAACUUUCUAAAUCUUUUCACUGCAAUAUUCCUUCCUUUUAUUUAAGAGCUGAAUGUGGUGAAUCUGAAAAUGAGCACCAUGGGAUUUGUGUUACUGACUGACUUGUUUUCCAUUGUUUGUCCGUCAGGUUUGCAAUUCAGUUUGCGUUGGAAAUUGAAGCGAAUUGGAUUUCAAAAUGAGAUCAUAAAGCAGGUAAAUAUUAAAUCCAGGAACAAAACCUGAGGAAAAAAUGGAUCACAAUGUCUGGAAGGAUGUGCAGCAAGAAGUGGAAGCUGUGAAUGAUGUUAUCGAUGAUUGAGCAGGUUGAUUUCCUUUCCACCAUUACAUUCAGAGCAAACUGAGUCACCAGUGGAAACCACUGCUUGCCUUGCUCUAAUAAGAGAUUUGGAUGUACAAUUACUGCAUGUCCGGCCAUCUCAACCAGUAAAGCAAAAUUUUUCUGCUUUAAUGUGUGAAGCCCAACUCUCCAUUUCUGUGGCAGUAACAUCACUCUGAAACUGAGCUUUUCUCCUGCACGCUUUUGUUAAUAUCAAUAUUUCUGCUUUAUGAGUGAAAACUCUCCUCUGCUUCACUGGAAGCACAAGACACAUGUUUGUAGCUGAGGCCGAAUGUAUAAUGAAUGAUGAAACUUUAAAACAAGAAGUUCCAGUCAAACCCUUAUAUCAACAAAACUGCUCUGAGUCACAGAAUUAGAAUGGCCACUUCCUGGGGGACCAACAGCAGUUGGUGAACAUUAAACCUGAUCCAGAGAGGAAUGAUCUGAUACAUCAGAUUGGGGACAGGAUUCGGGAGCUCCCCUUGAACAUUACAUCAAAAUGAGCGAGGAGGAAGGAUUGGAUACAAUGGGGGGUUAGGAGUUCCAGAUGGGAAAGUCAUAACAAACAUCAUGUCAAGAUCUGACAGUCACUCGAUUUACCAGGACCUGAAUAUCAUUGGCCUUUGAAUGUGGAAGGUGAAAUGUUUGCUCUGAGGGAGAAGAUUUCAAACAUCAGUGUGACUGGAAAAGCACCAAGGCACACACACCUGAGUGAGAGUGUUCCAGUAUACUGGCUGUGGAAAGAGCUUUAACAAGUUACACAGCCUGAAAAACAUAUUGAACCAUUCACUUUGGGGAGACACUGUACUGGUGGAUGAGGCUUCCACUGAUCAUUCAAUCCGGAGAGAUACAUGGACACUACACCAUGGAGAAACCAUUGACAUGUGGGGAGUGUGGGAAAGGAUUCACUUUCCCAUCCCAGCUGGAAACUCAUCAACGCACCCACACUGGGGUGAGGCCAUUCACCUGCUCUGUGUGUUGGAAGGGAUUCACUCGCUCAUCCAACCUAGCAUUACACCAGCGGGUUCACACUGGGGAAAGGCCUUUUACCUGCUCUGUGUGUGAGAAGGGAUUCAUUAAUUCAUCCAACCUAGUGUCACACCAGCGAGUUCAUACUGAGGAGAAACCAUUCAGCUGCACUUCCUGUGGAAUGAGCUUCAGACUUUCAUCCACCCUGCAGCAACACCAGCGAGUUCACACUGAGGAGAAACCAUUCAGCUGCACUGACUGUGAAAAGAGCUUCAGGCAUUCUAGCAGCUUCAUUGUACACCAGCGAGUUCACACUGGGGAGAGGCCGUUCACCUGCUCCAUGUGUGGGAAAGGAUUCACUCAGUCAUCCAAUCUAGCAUUACACAAGCGACUUCACACUGGGGAAAGACCGUUCACCUGCUCCAUUUGUGGGAAGGGAUUCACUGAUUCAUGCCAAUUGCUGAGACACGAACGAGUUCACACUGGAGAGAGACCAUUUACCUGCUCUAAGUGUGGGAAGGGAUUUCCUGAUUCAUCCCAAUUGCUGAGACACCAGCGAAUUCACAAGUCACUGCAGGAGUCGGGUUCUGCUGUUAUGGACGCUGUUAAUUCCAACCAGAACAUCACACCAUUCACAGCGGGGAGAAGUGUACACGUGUUCUGUGUGAGCACAAGGUUUCAACUGAUUAUCCAACUUGGUGAGACACAGGGCUCCGGCUUUAUGGAGAAACCGUGGAAAUGUGAGGAUUGUGGGAAAGGAUUCAGUUAUCCAUCCCAUCUUGAAAUCCAUCGACGCAGUCACAAUGGGGCCGGCACCAUGGAGAAACCAUGGAAAUGUGAGAACUGUGGUAAAGGAUUCUUUUACCCAUCCCUGCUGAAAAACCAUCAACGCAUUCACACUGGGGAGAAGCCGUACACCUGCUCUAUGUGCGGGAAGGGAUUUACUCAAUUAGCCGGCCUCACAUUACACCAACGAGUUCACACGAGGGAAAGGCCAUUCACCUGCUCCGUGUGUGGGAAGGGAUUCACAAAUUCAUCCCAUCUGCUGACACAUCAGCUUAUUCACACUGAGGAGAAGCCAUUCAGCUGUACUUACUGUGGAAAGAGGUUCAGAUCUUCAGCCAACCUUACUGCACACCAGCGAGUUCACACUGGGGAGAAGCCGUACACCUGCACUGUGUGUGGGGAGGAAUUUGCUCGGUUAUCCAGCCUCCAGUAUCACCAGGGAGUUCACACUCGGGAGAGGCCAUUCAGCUGCACUUCCUGUGGAAAGAAUUUCAGGUCUUCAUCCAACCUCAUUGAACAUCAGCGAGGUCACACCGGGGAGAGGCCGUUCAUCUGCUCUGUGUGUGGGAAGGGAUUCACCAAGUCCUCCAACUUGGUGAUACACCAGCGAAUUCACACUGGGGAGAGACCGUUCACUUGCUCCGUGUGUGGGAAGGGAUUCGCUGAGGCAGCUAAAGAGCGGAGACACCAGCGAGUUCAUAAAUGACUCCAGGGGUUGGAUUCUGCUCUUAUUGCUGCUGUUAAUCACAUCCAGCAUUGAUCGUCUGACAAUAUUAGGUUUGUUUCUGCUGAUAUCUGACUGGAGUUUAAUAUUUUGAAGUUGUCGUUGAAUAUCAGGGCUGCAAUGUCCUUUUUUAAGGGACCAUCUGAGAUCUUUACUCUUAGUCCAAGAACUCUCGACAGGAACUCACUUACAAUAACCUUAUGAACUUUUACUUCAAUCCUAAAUUGAUCUUUGGUGAAAACUCUACAACCCAGUGUCUGAAAGGCUCCACUGAUUAACAUCUCCAAUUAGAAAGUGCUGAAUAAUCCUUGCUGAUGAUUAUCAAUAACUUACACGUUCUUCACAGUGGCACCUCCAUUAUGAGAGUAAAUUAUCAAAGAACAAAUCUGGCAUCAGUGUACGUUCUAAUGAAUGUGUACAUGAUGUACAUGAAACUAGUAAAUCUCUUGGAGAUGCUUGUAUUUUUGCCUCUGAGCUUUUUCAGAAAACUGCCUCUGGCCAUUAUCUGAGGCAUCACAACUUGCAGAGGGAGAUAAGCAAAGAUCUUGAGAGAGACCCACUGCACCCCCACACCCCUGAUCUUUGGUAAGUUUACCUAAAAGUCUAGAAUGGCUUGUAGCAGUAUGAGAUAAUGGUGUGAGUGUGCAGAUGUGAUUUGUUAUGUAUUGGAGUAACUAAAACGGGGAAGUGCAAGUUGAGCCUGCACUGAAGAACAGGUCCCAGACAUGCUUAAUACUCAACAACAGAAUCUCGUUGAAGUGGUUAAUGUGGUCAGGAGAAUGAGACAACAUUUAAAUCAUCAAGAUAUUGACACAAACUCCAUAGGGAAACUGAUUUUAAAACAAUCCAGAUAGAAUUAAUCACACUGUUAUCUAUCAGAGGGAGUAAAAUUAAAGUGAAGGGGCAUAUAGAAUCUGGAUUUAGAAAAUAUUCACAAGGUGGAUGCUGGUGAACAAAGAGCUGGAGAAUCGUUAAACUCCGUGCAUGAACUUUCGUUUGAACCAUAUGUAUUUACGACAUGUCAAUAAUUUAGAAUUGUGUGAGAUGAUCUGCAGGUGGGGAGGAUGAAUCGAAGUCAAUAAUUAUCACAUUUUACUCGGAAAGUUUUUACAUUUAUUCUUGGUGGCAGCUCAAGGGUUUUGUGUUGCUAAUUCUGCUAAUUCUAGUGGCUUUAGUAUGUUAUCAAUGGUUUGUAAUCAAAAAAUUAGGAAAACAAACUCGUAGCUUAGAAAUAGCUGGGCUAGACAGAAAUCAGUUGUGAAAACUCAGAUAGAGUGGGGGUUCUCAUGAACCAUGUUUUUUUUUAUUCGUUCACGGGAUGUGGGCAUCUCUGGCUAGGCCAGCAUUUAUUGCCCAUCCCUAAUUGCCCUUGAGAAGGUGGGAGUAAGCUGCUUUCUUGAACCGCUGCAGUCCAUGUGUAAACCAACUGUCUGAGUAAAGGUUAAACAGGAUGUUUUAGGAAAUGAUGAGCCAUGAAAUGACUUCAUGGAUUUCUGAUGGAAACAGGAGCGAUUAACUUGAAUAUCUGUCCCUUGCUAAUGGACAAUUGAAUAAGUGAUUGACAAAAGAUCCCCAGGAAUAAGGUACAAGAACGAGCUUCUGAGAAGGAAAUCACUUCAGACAAGAAACAGCUUCUCAAAGUGAUCCAUGCUGGAUUUGGCCAAACACUUUGAGUCAAAGAGACUGAGAAAAGAUGAGACUGCCACCUCCAGCCGCGGAGAUCAGCGUCCUCCUGAUCCGGGACCAGUAAACCAUUCCGAGGAGACUGCCACCUCCAGCCACGGAGAUCAGCACCCCCCUGCUUUUUCACCAUCCACUUGUCCAACCCGGGAUCAGUAAACCAUUCUCACCUGUUAUGGGUCGUUUGUCUUUUCUUUCUUUUUAACUGUUGUAUCAUGUCUAAACUGUUGCUUCUUAA
Messenger RNA from Carcharodon carcharias (great white shark), 5067 nucleotides. RefSeq names its product zinc finger protein 271-like. The record is from RefSeq and is a predicted model, not a curated record. Bases 1485 to 3131 code for a protein of 548 amino acids. Gene Ontology annotation, biological process: positive regulation of reciprocal meiotic recombination. NCBI's taxonomy places the organism in Eukaryota, Metazoa, Chordata, Chondrichthyes, Lamniformes, Lamnidae. The transcript is spliced from 3 exons. Gene Ontology annotation, cellular component: nucleus. Gene Ontology annotation, molecular function: histone H3K36 methyltransferase activity; recombination hotspot binding; histone H3K4 methyltransferase activity.